AUGAAGUCUUACCUCGCCGCUCUUCCUCUCAUAGUCCCGUUGGUGUCAGCUAGCCCAGUCACCCUCGGCAGGAGAAACAGCGACCCUCUCGACCUCGAGUUGUCGCGCGACGGCAACACUGGCGUCAAGGCAACCAUCACCAACGCCGGCAACAUCGAGCUCAAGCUCUUCGUUCCUGGAACCAUCCUAGACAAGUCUCCCGUUGAGAAGGUGGCAGUAUAUUCUGGCAAUGACCGGGUACCGUUUGACGGCGUCCGCCUGCGCAUGGCACCUCCCGGCCUCAUCACCAACAAGGCCUUCCGAACCCUCGCGCCCAAUGAGACGGUCACGCUCGACUUCGACUUUGCACAGAUGCACGACGUCAGCCCUGGUGGCGAAUACAACCUCACAUCCAAGGGUGCCAUCCCCUACGCCGUCGGUAACACCACCAGAAUUGUCGGCUACGUCCCCUACAAGAGCAAUGUUCUCAACGUCCAAUCCGUCAACGGCACGCUGGCCACCAUCGCCCGCCGGGAAUUCCACGCCGAGGCCAAGCGCAUCGUCAUUCAGUCCGGCUGCACUGCCGACCAGGAGAAGGCUACCACGGACGCUCUCAUCCACUGCACCAACCUCGCCAAAGAUGCCACUCGCGCCGUCGCCCGCGAUAACAGGAGGAUGAAGGAGUACUUCAAGGCCACCGACAUGAACACCAAGAGGGUCGUACAGGCCGUCUUCACCCGCAUUGCCAAGGAGUGCGGCACCCGCCUCCUCGAGCAGAGCGUCUCCAAGCUCUACUGCACCGACGUCUACAACUCAUGCAAGGACGGCGUCCUGGCCUACACCCUACCGUCCCAGAGCUACAUGGUUAACUGCCCUCUGUUCUUCAACGCCCUGCCUUCUCUGACUCCCACCUGCCACGCUCAGGACCAGGCUACUACCACUCUCCACGAGAUGACUCACCUGGCCCAGAUCAAGGGCACUCUGGACUACGGCACCUACGGCUACGAGGGCAUCAAGAAGCUCCCCGCCGACCAGAACAUCAACCAUGCCGACACAUACUGCCUUUUCGCUAACUCGGUCAACCUUGGCGCGAUCUGCUAA
Molecule: messenger RNA, 1080 nt
Organism: Colletotrichum truncatum
Lineage: Eukaryota; Fungi; Ascomycota; Sordariomycetes; Glomerellales; Glomerellaceae
Product: deuterolysin metalloprotease
Biological process (GO): proteolysis
Molecular function (GO): metalloendopeptidase activity
Source: RefSeq, a predicted model, not a curated record